AGGCGGCGGUGGGGGGGUCCGGUCGGUGGAGGGGUCCGGUCGGUGGAGACGAUGGCUGUGGAGACGCUGUCCCCGGACUGGGAGUUCGACCGCGUCGACGACGGCUCUCAGAAAAUUCAUGCAGAAGUCCAGCUGAAAAAUUAUGGAAAGUUUCUGGAGGAGUACACUUCUCAGCUGAGAAGGAUUGAAGAUGCCCUGGAUGAUUCGAUUGGAGAUGUUUGGGAUUUCAACUUUGACCCCAUAGCAUUGAAGCUUUUGCCUUACGAGCAGUCCUCUCUAUUGGAACUCAUAAAGACAGAAAACAAGGUUCUCAACAAAGUCAUUACUGUGUAUGCAGCUUUAUGUUGUGAAAUCAAGAAGUUAAAAUAUGAGGCUGAAACUAAAUUUUACAAUGGUCUCUUGUUUUACGGAGAAGGAGGCACAGAUUCCAGCAUGGUGGAAGGGGAUUGCCAAAUUCAAAUGGGAAGAUUUGUCUCAUUUCUACAGGAGCUGUCUUGUUUUAUUACCCGAUGCUAUGAAGUGGUGAUGAAUGUAGUCCAUCAGCUGGCUGCCCUUUAUACUAGCAACAAGAUUGCACCCAAAAUAAUAGAGACAACUGGAGUUCACUUUCAGACUAUGUAUGAGCAUCUGGGAGAACUUCUAACUGUUUUACUCACAUUGGAUGAAAUUAUUGACAACCAUGCCACAUUGAAAGACCACUGGACCAUGUACAAAAGGUUACUAAAAUCCGUCCAUCACAACCCUUCAAAGUUUGGGAUUCAAGAGGAAAAACUGAAGCCGUUUGAAAAGUUUCUACUAAAGCUAGAAGGACAGUUACUUGAUGGAAUGAUUUUCCAGGCUUGUGUUGAGCAACAGUUUGAUUCUCUUAACGGAGGAGUGUCUGUGUCAAAGAAUAGUGCUUUUGCUGAAGAAUUUGCACACACUAUUCGCACAAUUUUUGUUAAUGUGGAAGCCAAACUUGGUGAACCCUCUGAAAUUGACCAGAGAGACAAAUAUGUAGGAAUCUGUGGACUCUUUGUGCUACAUUUUCAAAUUUUUCGAACCAUAGACAAAAAGUUUUACAAAUCUUUAUUGGAUAUUUGCAAGAAGGUUCCAGCCAUCACUUUAACAGCUAAUAUCAUUUGGUUUGCUGAUAACUUUCUGAUCCAGAAAAUGCCAGCAGCUGCCAAACUUCUAGACAGGAAAAGCCUUCAUGCUAUUAAAACACAAAGGGACAGUUUUCUACAGCAGAAGGCUCAGUUGCUUACCAAAGAUGUACAGUCUUACUAUGUCUUUGUGAGUUCUUGGAUGAUGAAAAUGGAAUCCAUUUUGUCUAAAGAACAGCGAAUGGAUAAAUUUGCUGAAGAUCUCACUAAUAGAUGUAAUGUUUUUAUACAGGGUUUUUUAUAUGCAUAUAGCAUCAGCACCAUCAUUAAAACCACAAUGAAUCUUUACAUGUCCAUGCAGAAACCAAUGACCAAAACCUCAGUCAAAGCAUUAUGCAGGCUUGUUGAACUACUCAAGGCAAUAGAACAUACCUUUUACCGAAGAAGUAUGGUUGUGGCUGAUUCUGUUUCACACAUAACGCAGCAUCUUCAACAUCAGGCACUUCACUCAAUUGCUAUAGCCAAGAAAAGAGUUAUUUCUGACAAAAAGUACAGCGAGCAGCGCCUCGACGUGCUCUCUGCCCUCGUUUUGGCGGAAAACACCUUGAACGGACCAAGCACAAAACAGAGACGACUUAUUGUUUCCCUUGCACUGAGUGUUGGCACACAGAUGAAAACAUUUAAGGAUGAAGAACUCUUCCCUCUUCAAGUGGUUAUGAAAAAACUGGAUUUAAUUAGUGAACUCAGAGAAAGAGUCCAAACACAAUGUGACUGUUGUUUUUUAUACUGGCACCGAGCAGUCUUCCCAAUCUAUUUAGAUGACGUGUAUGAAAAUGCUGUUGAUGCAGCAAGAUUACACUACAUGUUUAGUGCUUUACGGGACUGUGUACCUGCGAUGAUGAAUGCAAGGCAUUUGGAGUCUUAUGAAACGCUUCUGGAUUGUUAUGAUAAAGAAAUUAUGGAAAUUCUAAAUAAGCAUUUGCUGGACAAGCUGUGCAAAGAAAUUGAAAAGGAUCUGCGCCUGUCUGUGCACACCCACCUGAAGCUGGAUGACAGAAACCCAUUCAAAGUGGGCAUGAAAGACUUGGCCCUUUUUUUCUCUCUCAAUCCAAUUCGCUUUUUCAAUCGCUUCAUUGACAUCAGAGCUUAUGUAACGCACUACUUGGACAAGACUUUUUACAAUCUGACAACAGUAGCUCUUCAUGACUGGGCCACCUACAGUGAAAUGAGAAAUUUAGCAACUCAGCGUUAUGGCUUGAAUAUGACAGAGGCUCACCUUCCCAGUCAGACUUUAGAACAGGGUUUGGAUGUUUUAGAAAUCAUGAGAAACAUUCAUGUGUUUGUGUCCCGCUAUCUCUACAAUCUCAAUAAUCAGAUCUUCAUUGAGCGAACCAGCAAUAACAAGCAUUUGAACACAAUUAAUAUCCGGCACAUUGCAAAUUCAAUUCGGACGCAUGGCACUGGAAUCAUGAAUACGACAGUUAAUUUCACCUAUCAGUUUUUGAGAAAGAAGUUCUAUAUUUUUAGCCAGUUUAUGUAUGAUGAGCACAUUAAAUCAAGGUUGAUCAAAGAUAUCCGGUUCUUCAGGGAAGUCAAGGAUCAGAACGAUCAUAAGUAUCCUUUUGAAAGAGCAGAAAAGUUCAACCGAGGCAUCAGGAAACUUGGAAUAACACCAGAUGGACAAAGUUACCUUGACCAGUUCAGGCAGCUCAUUAGCCAAAUAGGCAAUGCUAUGGGCUAUAUUCGAAUGAUCAGAUCUGGUGGACUUCAUUGUAGCAGUAAUGCCAUCAGAUUUGUUCCUGAUCUCGAAGAUAUUGUGAAUUUUGAAGAACUAGUAAAAGAAGAAGGGCUCUCAGAAGAAACGUUAACAGCGGCACGGCAGUUGGAUUCAGUCCUCAGUGACCACACACGGAAUUCUGCAGAAGGCACAGAGUACUUCAAAAUGCUCGUGGAUGUUUUUGCUCCUGAAUUCCGCAGUUCAAAAAACAUACAUCUCCGCAAUUUCCACAUCAUUGUUCCUCCCUUGACCCUCAACUUUGUAGAGCAUUCCAUUAGCUGCAAGGAGAAAUUGAAUAAAAAGAAUAAACUCGGGGCUGCUUUUACUGACGAUGGCUUUGCCAUGGGUGUGGCUUAUAUUCUAAAGCUUUUGGAUCAGUACCAGGAGUUUGACUCGCUUCACUGGUUCCAGUCUGUUCGAGAGAAGUACAUGAAAGAGAUCAGGGCAGUAGCUAAACAGCAGAACGUGCAAUCAACCAGUCAAGAUGAGAAAUUACUGCAGACUAUGAACCUAACCCAGAAGAGACUGGACGUCUAUUUACAGGAGUUUGAGCUGCUUUAUUUCUCACUAAGCAGUGCAAGAAUUUUCUUUAGGGCAGACAAAACUGCAGCAGAAGAAAAUCAGGAAAAGAAAGAAAAAGAAGAAGAAACAAAAACCAGCAAUGGAGACCUAUGCAACAGCUCUUCUCCCACCGAUCCUGUUGUGAAAUGAUGCUGGAGGACCGCACUGCUCAUCUGAAUCAGUAUUACGAUUUUCGUCCUGUUUCCGCUACCUUAGGGGUUAAACAUCUCUUAAUACCCUGACGGACUGAAAAAUCUUCAGACACUCCUCAACCUUACAACCCCUCUUCUAGGCAGUGCUUUAAAAUGUGAUCAUUUGUCAUCUACAGCCUCUAAAGUCUCUGCUUUGGGAAGAUCCAGAACAGAUUUUUUGAAAUCCGCUCUGGCAUUCAGCUUACGCAACAAUGUGCUAAGAAGCAGUUAUUAAUUAAAUACGUUGCAGAAGAGCAAAUCGGAAUUUCUUGUCUGUCAGAAUUAGACACCAGCUCCUUCUGCACCGUACAGAUUGGUUUUUACAAACCUUUAUUCCACAGUGAACAGGACAUCAUUUUGAUGUUUUGAACAGCCUUGGCACAGUUGAGAACAAGUAUUGUUAAAUCCAGGAAUACGGUUAUAUUUGGAGCCAGAAAUCCCUGCAGCAUAAACAGUUCUGUAAAGAGAGUCCAGUCUAUAUAUUUUAAGGAUGGAGGCCUAGCUGAUAAGUGCAUUUGCAUUGGGGGUCUACUGAUCGCUAGCCACGGUUUAAGUUGAUUGAGUCACAGAGAAUGGUGAUAAAGAGUAACAAAGAAGUCUCGAGUCCUUUCUGGAGUCCAUCUCACCACAUGCCACUCUGGGAGGAACGAGGAAGUUGAAGCCCUAGUCACUGCAUUAAAUGUGUCGAGGAACUUUAGAAUCAAGCCUCAGCAUCUUCUUUGAAGCUCACGUUGGAUUGAGGACAGUGAGAUGUGUGCCACAUUGUCAAGCAAGCUUGCCCUUCCAUAUCCACCCAGAUGGUGUCUGGCUACCCGGAAUUUCAACAGAGGACUGCGCCCAGGUCAGAGCCUUUCUUGGCACACAAGCUGGGGACUUGGUUUUACAUAGUUCUCCUGCAGGCUUGAAAAAGUGACCACUGUGAUGAUGUGAAAACCUCCUAUAGGUUUUACAGAUGAUGAAGGUUGUGAGUAGUGAUCCAGCAGGCGGCCCGCGAGUAACAAAAUGGCUCAUUUGGGGCUGGAGUCACUUGGCAAUGGUUGCUGCCUUCGGACUGAAAAAUGUCCCAGUUAAACGUGGCGUUCGGUGACCAGUUUUUCCAUUCUUUGUGCCGUCUUAUCCUCAGGGCAGACUUCAAAACCACCCAGCGUCCAGCUGGCCCUGAAUUUUCCUCUUGGCUCCAUUCAGUGUAACUUUCCUGCCUCAAGCUAAGCCAGGUUCUCUUAUAACCCAAAGGAUUCAGAAUAUAGACGGUUGGCUCUGCUUUUUCGGGAACAUAAUCCACAGAAUCCUAGAGGGGAAUCAUUUAAUCACUCACUUGUAAGUUACACUAGUUGCAUAUAGGGCCCUUAAAUAUGCUGCAUAAUUUUUAAUUUAUGUUUCUGAAAGUUUUUGUAAUGGUAAUUUUUUUUAAAUUUUGCAUUUUAGUCAUUCAGUCGCCACCAUCUUUCACUAACAGCAGAUGUUUUGGGAGAAGAGAAAUUGAGUCAGUCAGAUAACCCCCUCCCUUUCAUUGACCCUCAAAGCAUAUUAAUUUCUGGCCUCAGCAAGACUAAGCUUCUGCCUUUGCCUCCAAAUCUUUGCACACUCCGGUGAUUAAGAAGGAAUUCUUCUGACCUUGGCAUUACUGUGUGCUCUGUCUGGGCAACCAUAUCUGCUCAACCUGUCCUGUGCUAACGAUAUCAGCAGGUUUUGGAUGAAAUCCAUUAAUUUUACAGUGUUUAGUUCUAAAGUCGCUGGUCUGAGUAUGACCACGCACCAAGUGACACUAUAUGCAUCUGUACAAGGAUGGUUUUUCUUGGAAACAAAUUAGUGUUAAGUACUGAUAUCUUUUCUUAGCAUACUGUAAUUUAAUGAUGAACAUCAGCAUUCAUCUUAAAAAUCAAUGAUUUAACUAUUCAAAUUCUCAGGAAUUAAGGACCAAACAUAAUGUGUAUUCUAACUCCAUUUUUCAAAAAGAAGGGAUUUUGUUACCUCAGUUGUAUUUCUCCCCACUUAUAUGCAAGCAGAAUGCAUGAUGUACGUUAAAACAUGUCAAUAAAUAAUUUCAAGAACUUCCUUUACCUUGGUUCUUAUGUUCAAAAGUAAUUGUCCUACAAGAAUAUGUUUCAGUAUUUUAGUAGAGCAAACUGUCCUUACUGCCACUAAACACCCAAUUUUGCUCUCUUCAUAGCCUGCUAGUUGCACAUACGAAGAAAAUUGUCUCUAUUUUUGAUAGCCAAACCCAGGGAAAUAAUUAGUUUGCAUUUUUUUGCAUAUUUUAAUAGAGGAGUGCUCAACUUUAGGAGAGAGAAAAUGAGAAGGCUUUGCAUAGUAGUGAAUCUAUUCCUGGUAAUCCAAUAUAAUAUAUAUAAAUAAGAUCCUAGUUCUUUUUUAAGUGGUUAAUGAGGGGUGUUAGAGAAGUAAUAAGGUAAAAACCCUAAUUUGUGUGGUGCCUACACAAAGUCCAGAUUAUUUGGUCAUCAGUAUGUUGUGUUUUUUUUUACUGGGGAAUUGGGUACCUGUUGACUGGAGAAAGGUUUUUUAAAAGCUUAAGUUUUAAUAACAUUGACUUCUCAUGCAUGGCUCUUCUGGCUACUUCAUAUUGCCACACAAAAAUAGAAUUUCCUUCCAGUAAAGAAGAGAGGGGACUGAAGGCUUAAGAUCUGAUGGUGUUACUCCUUUGGCACCUUUGAUCUCUACAGUGUUUACCGCAUGGAGCUAGCACCCGUGAGGAACUCUUGGAAGAUUCCGAUGAAAAAUCUGCAGAGUAAGUGGACCCGUGGAAUUCCUGUGCACUGAAUUGAAGAGCUUAAUGACAAUGGCUGUAUAGUUAGGACUUACUCUAUACAAAACAAGUACUGGUUGUAGAGAAUGUAAAAUAAAGUAACUAAUGUUGGGAAAA
Messenger RNA from Ornithorhynchus anatinus (platypus), 6495 nucleotides. RefSeq names its product WASH complex subunit 4 (gene WASHC4). The coding region runs from base 52 to 3573 and encodes 1173 amino acids. NCBI's taxonomy places the organism in Eukaryota, Metazoa, Chordata, Mammalia, Monotremata, Ornithorhynchidae. The transcript is spliced from 33 exons. Gene Ontology annotation, cellular component: endosome; WASH complex. The record is from RefSeq and is a predicted model, not a curated record. Gene Ontology annotation, biological process: endosome organization; endosomal transport.